UCCAAUCUCCCAACAACCAAUUAAACUAUCUGCAUAUGCGGAUGACGUCACGGUCCUAAUUAGAGGUGAAGGUGAUGUUGAAGAGGUAAAAUGCGCUCUUGAGUGCUAUGGAAAGGCAUUAUCAUAUAAAGAUAACUGGCUUAAAAGUGACGCUGCGUGAUGUGGCAGAGUCACUGAAAGUCCAUUACUUCCCGGUGGCCUGCAUUGGGGAAGGGCAGGUUUUAAAUAUCUGGGAGUUUUUGGGGGACAAAUGAGUAUAGACAACAAAAUUGGGAGGGCCUGCUGGAGAAAAUACGUGCGCGACUGUCUCGUUGGAAAUAGUUGAUGAUAAAGUUGUCAUACAGGGGAAGGGUGCUGGUAUUUAACAACCUCAUAGCCUCUUCCCUUUGGCACAGAACAAUGAUCCUGCAGCCUCCAGAAGAUCUCGUGAGGCAAAUACAGAGAUUGGCUAAAGGCACCAGUGCUGUAUCUACCCAGACAAGAAGGAGGACAAGGCCUAGUAGAUGUUGGGUCCAGAGUGAAGACAUUCAAACUCCAAGUGGCUCAGAGACUUCUCUACAGGCAGGAUGUGAGCUGGGCUGGGAUAGCGUGCACCUUACUGAGGAAAUCAGUCGUGUUUUUCAACAUUGUCCUUCCUGCAUCUUCCUGAUAGAUCUGCUUUACUGAGUAAUGGAUCCCAUUCCUAAAUUCAAAAGGAACUACCUUCUCUGUCCUGUCUGCAAGAAGACCUGGGACUGCCUGUCAGUGCAUCUGCACAGAGUCUGCAUGAAGACCGAUCCUGAAGAAGCCAUUGAAGCAGUAGUGGAGAGGGCGACGGCGGAAAUGCGUGUGCUUCUGGCAAAAGGCAGGGUGAUUAAUUACGACCGGCUGGGUCAGAUUUUGGGCUCUGCUGACCCAAUGAGCAGGCUGAUUGAGGAACUGGAGAGUCGCUUUUUGGUGGUGACCGAUGUGCCCCCAGCACUACCUACUACCAGUGCAAGGGCAGAGCCUUCCUCCUCCAGAGCCACACAGCCAACAGAGUUGGACAGUGAACAGUCAGAGAGCUCCUGUCAGCGGUGGAAGAGCAGUUUUGAGACCUUUCAAUGUAACCCUGGUGUGCAGUGGACCAACCCGGGAAGAAAGCUGAUGGCAGAGAAGGGGCUUUACAAGAAGCACUCUAUCGACCAUGCAUUGCUGAAGGGUUUUUCGUCAUUUUUGUGGAAAGACCUUCAAAACCCUAAACAGGAGGUUGAAAACGUUGCACGUUUUCUGUGUUACAUGGACCCACGGGCUCCGUCCCUGGAAUUUGUCAGACAGAGAGAAGACGCAGCAGUUUCUCAGGGAGCUGACUGAUGUGGGGCUUUCAAAGCAGACUCAACUUAUCUACAUGAAAAACCUGAAAAGAUUCCUCACCUACCAGACCAUCAACACCAACCUGAGGCAUGAUGACAAGGACCUGCAUACAGACUGUAGGGAGUUCAUAGACUACCUCGGACUGCUGCAGAAGAGCUGCAGUGAGAAGGUCAGCGAGGAGAUUACCCAAAA
Messenger RNA from Ictalurus punctatus (channel catfish), 1524 nucleotides. RefSeq lists its product as uncharacterized. Bases 670 to 1332 code for a protein of 220 amino acids. Lineage: Eukaryota; Metazoa; Chordata; Actinopteri; Siluriformes; Ictaluridae. The transcript is spliced from 7 exons. The record is from RefSeq and is a predicted model, not a curated record.